CACCUAGCUGCCCCAGUUGAUUCAUUUUUCAUGAACCUCUUUUGAUCCAGCUAUUCCUCAUGCAGUUAGAUGAAUCUUUAAAAGUAAGAUUCCUAUUUAGAAAAAGAUUUUCUUCAGAUAUCUCUAGUUCUCUAUUAGGGAAGUUAUUGCAGUAUUCCUAAUUGUUACCCCCAUCCCUUCUUUCCCCCCUCCCCCAAGAAUAUGCGUUAGUGCCCCAGAAUAUGCUUUCUCCAAGGAAGGAUCUUACUCUAGUUCCCCCUCUUUAACUGAGAUCUUACUUCCCCCUAUUCUCCGAACUACUCAGUAAUCUUCAGUGGUUCCCUAUUACAUUUAAUACCUCAUUUGUAUUAUGAUGAAAUUGCAACAAGCCUCAUAUUUCUGAACUUCUCCCUGUUCUGUAGUCUUCCAUUUCUGGAACUUGUGAAGUUCCUAGGCUUCCAGUCACUAAGGAAUGCAUAUAGUGAGGUUAGAGGAGAGUCCAGGGUCCAUUAAGAACACAAUUAGUAGAGAUUGAUAUCUCACGGUACAGGACAGCACAACGAGAGUGUCUUUGAAAGGGAAAUGUUGAUGUUUUAGUGUUGUUUAUUCCCUAUAAAUUAGUGGAUUACCUUAUGGCAACUUGCUUUUCUUCCUUUUUACUCCAGUUGUUUUUUAUAACAUCAUUUCAUGCCAUUCUUGUUUAGCGGAAGUGAAGGAGAAACACUAGGGUCAUUCCACCAUUUUUUUUCUUUUCUUUCAAAUUCAUUAAUAAAGAUCAUGUGAGUCAGAGUUGUUUCGACUUCCCUCAAAAAGUCCUGUCUUUCUCCGUGAAUAAUUCUACUUUACAGUUUUUAUUUGUUAUUGUUAUUACAUAUUAUUCAUAGUAGUAGUACAUAGUUUACCAAAUGUUAAGUUACCAUGAAAUCUACCAUUUUCUUAGUGUUUCCUAGUAUUUUUCAGAUAAGCUAAAUUCAGAAAAAGAUUUUUUCCCCUGCUCAUGUACAUUUGUGUUCUGCUUAAAUUAUUUUAGUGGACCCAAGAUUUCAUCAAUAUGAUACUUUUCAGUGGUGUUGAUUCACAUCUGUACCUUCUCAUCAUGUGUGACAUUGUGUUCUUCUGUAGGAAUUUGUAAAUUGUAGCCAUUUUCUACAUAUCGCAACUUUAUGUCAAGGCAGAUGAAGUCAAGAAGCAUUUAUUAAACAUCUUACUCCAUGUCAGGAUCUGUGCUAAGAGAUAGAGGUCCAAAGAACAAAACUGUUCUUCCUCUCAAGUUGCUUACAGUCUUUAAUAGGGAAGAUAACAUGUAAACGUUAGGUACAAACAGGACACAGAUGGAAUGAUCAAGAGUUUUCCUAAAUAGAAGGCCGUAGCAUUAAGAAAGAUUGGGGCUGUUACCUGAAGGAGGCCAGCAAGUCAGGAGAUAGACCCUGAGACAGAGGGAAUGCUAGCCUGACGGGGACUGUCCGUGAAAGUGACAAGUCAGAGAUAGGGCAUCAUAUGGGAAGAAGAGUGUCUGGGUACGGAGAUCAUUAAUAGAGAAAGGGGUCAUGUCACAAAGGGGUUGAUCCUGGAUGAAAUAGGAGACCCUGGAGCUUAUUGAAUUGGGGGGAAAGGGCGAUCAGUUAGAUUUGUGCUUUAGGAAGAUUACUUUGAGAUGAAUGGAAAGAGGAUUGGAAUGGGGAGAACAAGAGAGACCAAUGAGCAGAGUAUUGUAGUGGUCUGGGCCCUGGGUUCAUGGCAAAGUCAGAUGAGAGAAGGGGUAAAUAAUGGAAAUCAGCAGGACUUGGCAAUUGAUUGGAUAUGGGGUAGAGGGACAGGGAGAGUAAGGAGUUGAAGAUAGUGCCUGGAAGAAUGGUAGGACUCUCAGUAGCAAUGGGAAAGUUAGAAAGAAGGGAAGACUUUGGUGGGGAAGGGAGGAAAUAAAUUUAAGAUUUUUGUAAGACAUACAGUGAGAGAUAUCUGAUAGGUAUUUGGAGUAGAGAGAAUGGGAAAAAGGUUAAGAUUGAAUUAAUAGAUCUGAGACAUAAAUAGAUAACUGAAUACAUGGGAGCCUAUGAAAUUACCAAACAAAUUAACAUUGAGGGAGAAAGGGUCCUAGGACAGAUCCUUGUGGGACUCCCUCCCCCCUCCCUCUCCCUCCCUCCCACUAUUAGCAGGUGCUGCCUGGAUGAAGAACCAGCAAAAGGACUGAAAAGGAGCAAUCAGAUCAUUCAAAAAGAAACUUAGAAAAAGGUAGUACAAUCUAGAUAAUAUUAACUUAUAAUUUCCUAGAACAGUACAUAGCUGCAAGGAUCUAUUUUUAUUUGUUUGAUUCUACUGAUCUACAGUGCCAGAAACUAGAUUGGUCAGUAAGGAUAAAGUUUGGGAAUUUGGUAAUGAAGAGAUCUCAGGUAACUUUGGAGGGAGCUAUUUAAGUUGAAUAAUGACAACAGAAGCCAGAUUGCAGAGUUAGAGGAGGAGAGGAAAGGAAAUAAAAGCUCUACUUAUAGGUCUCCUCAAAAAAUUUCAGACAGUAGUGAAAAUGGGUGGAUCAAAUGAGAGUUUUUGAGGGAAGGAUAACAUGUUUGAAGACAGUAGGGAAACAAAUGAACAGAGAGAUUAAAGAUUAGUGAGAGAGGGGUUAUAAAGUGACAAAUCUAUUGGUGAAAGAUGGGAUGAAAUAGAAUCUCUUAUGUAGGUGGAGCACAUCCAGCGCUUAGCAAGGAAAAAAGCCACUGUGUGUGAAACGCUUAGAGGAGGAGAGACAGAAGGCAUCUGAGAAUAUGAAAUGAGAAACAAAGAAGAAGGUGCUUUUUGCUCUUCAUGGCCUUCCCUUAGUUUCUAUAGUGAAACAUGAGGCAAUAUUCUCAGUUGAGAAGGUGAGGAGAAGAAGAAUUGGAGGUUUAGGAAGUCAUAAAAAGGUUGGAAAGGCUACUGCAAUGAAUGGGAAAGAAUCAGAAAGUGUGAAAGGAUUGUCUUGCCAAGUUAGGACCCAGUUGAAAUUAUUUAACAUAAAUCUGGAGGGAGGACCCAGUCGUCAUUAUGUAAUUUUUUUUUUCCUAGCUUCAUUCAGCAGUAUAUGAGUUAGGAGUGAAGAUAGUGGAUGGUGGAAGUAAGUAACACAUGGUUAGGACUUGAUAAGAUCAGACCAACAAUAGGAUAAAGGGUUAGGGGACUCAAAAGCACAAUAUAGAGUUAAACUGGUUUAACCAAAGGAUUAAGAUGGGGAAGGAAAGAAAGUAACUAGUGCAGGAAUAAUGUCUUGUUAUGGAAUUUAAGGGGUGGAAAAAGUGGAGCUUGCAGCAAAGAUGAAGAAACAGGAUCAGGGGAUGCAAGGCAGAGGGAGAGAUAGUAUGACAACAGAUAAUGAUCGUUAUCAUAAUUAAUAUUUUCCCUCUUGCUUUGUUUUAGAUCAUUAGACAAAUAAAUCAAGCCUCGGUUUACUGACUUCUGAGAUAUGAAUGCUUAUAAUGAAAAUUUAGCUUUUGUGUCUCAUGAGCUGAUAUAUAGCUGGCUCCAGUGCAUUCUGAUAUUAUCCAUCUUUGAGUUAAUUGAGGGUGGAGUGAUGGAAUAGAUCAUGGAAAAUAAAUUGAGGAAUUGGGAGUUUUGGGCAAUUGAGGGAGUAUUAGUAUUUUGUCUGUUGAAGUCUGGUAGGGUGAGGGCAAGAGUUUGGGAGGAGAGAAGAGACUUUGAGCCAGGUACAGAACCCAUUGAGGAAGGAAGGAGUUUGGUACUAAAGUUUUAUUUGAGUGAUAAAUAUAUAGUGAAUGAAUGAAUGAACCUCAGAUGAGGAGAGUCUAGAAGUGGCAGUUGAGAGCAAGAAGUAUUCCAUCCCUCUGCCAGGAUCAGUAAUUGAUGUGAGGUAUGAGGGGAUAAGGGUAUGAGAGAAAGCACAUUCACCGGUAGAAGAGAAUGAGAAGCUUUCUCAUUGGGAGGAAGUUAGGUCUCAAUAUGGAAAUUGGUAGAAAGGGAAAUGUUUAAGGUGAAGGCAAGUUUGUUACUUAAGAAAUAGACAUGGCAACUUUAGAGUGGGACUUUGGAGGAAUGAGGGUCUAUAUUGAAUAAGAAUAGUCAGUGGGAGUUUGAAUAAUGACAGCUGUUCAGAUUCACUGGCAUGGGGAGGGUAUGUUGGAAUGGGAACAUUUUAAUCAUUAAAGAAAUUCAGGUGGUUUUUCAUUUUCCCAAGGGGUUUGAUUUGGCUUUCUACUACACUCUCCCCCAAUCUUUUUCCCUUGUAACACUCCUCUCCAUCCUAUUCCACCUAAACACAUUCUCUUUAACAGUGGGCCCUGGGUUCUGCUUGGUUUUUAGAAGUGGAUGUUGUGGAUAAUUUAUGUGUGAGAGAGAUGGUGUAGUGGAUAGAGGGGAUGGCUUUGAAAUUAAGGAAAACUACAUAUACUAGCUGUGUGACUAUGGAUAAAAUAAAUUAUUCUUUCAGUGACCUAGAUAAAUUCAGUGUAAGCACUGUAAGUUAUUGAUGAGUUUCAGCUUUCUGCUAGUGGUGGAGGGAUUUAUUGUGAGUUCCUUGAACUGAUGAAAUCAUAGAUCUAGACCAUCAUCCACAAAAAAGAACAUCUUGGUUUGAAUUCCUUUGUUUCCUAUUUGAAAACAGAUAAUUCAUAAGUUGAAUGGAUAACCCACAUUUCCAUGAUUAAGACUUAACAUUGUUGCUAUGGAUAUUUUUCUGGAUUUUAAAAAGUUUUUAAAAAAAAUUUUGAAGUAACAAUUUAACAAAUCAUAAGAUCUUUAGAAUAUAAAGUAGUCUUAGAGGUCAGAGUAAUUAAUGGCAGAUUAGUGAGAAUUAGAAACUUAUUUACUUGGCCAUAGUUUCUUUAGUUUUAAAAUGAAGUUGGACCCAAUAAUUUCUAAGAUUUUGUUAAAAUGUGUCUACUUUGUAAUGUUUUAAAAUACAAAGUUCACAUAUGUUUAGUGAUGAGAUUUUUCAAUUCUUUCUUUAAUUUUAGGUAAGCUAAAGUGAGGAAAAUUCUGGAGUCUUGAAGAUGCCUUGCCACAAUAUCCUAGUUUUCUGUAUAAAUUAUAAAUAACUUCAAGAAUUGACUGAAGAGAGGACACAAGUAUCAGUUUUUCAAAUCAUGCCAUCUGAACAGAAGCAUUUUUUUUGUGAUGGAAAACCAACUGCUUUAGAAAAGGAUUAUGAUGUGAAAGAUAUAAUAGUUAUUGAUUCUGUAGAAUCAGAAGAACCAAGAAUUUUAGAAGAUAAUUUUGAACUGAAAAAUGUGAAAGUUGAUUUGCCCAAGAUAAGUGUUCCAAAUGAAGCUCUGUUGACCCAUGAGGUUAACAUAUAUAGACAAUUAUUUGAAAAUAAACCACAAACUGCCAGAAAAUCUGUGAGCAAAGAGAAAGUAGAUGAAACUCCUUUAAAUGAUUUAGAAGAGUGUAAUUUGUGGCAUAGACCCAAUGUAGGAUUUGAAGAAGAAGGAAUGAAAAUGUCUGCAAAAAUACUUAAUUUCAGUUGUACAAAAUGUAGAGACAAUAUUCGCUAUAGCCCGAAUGAUUUGCAGAAACAUUUUCAACUUUUGCACUGUGGAGAGUUACCUUUAUAUCCUUGUGAGAUGUGCAGUUUUUCUGCAAAUGACUUUCAGUCAUUUAAACAGCACAGACUUAUCCACCGAAGCACUUUAGUAAAAUGUGACAUUUGUAAUGAUGAGACUGUGUAUACUUUAUUAGAUUUAACAAAACAUUUUACAGUUAACCAUUGUGUUAAUGGUAAUUUUCAAUGUGAAAAAUGCAAGUUCUCUACCAAGGAUGUUGGCACAUUUGUUCAGCAUAUUCAUAGACAUAAUGAUAUUCACUAUAAAUGUAGUAAAUGUCAUCAUAUCAGUUUCACCAAAGGAGAAUUUCAGCAGCAUCUCUUUGUUCAUUCCACUACUUUUCCCUUCGGUUGUCAAUAUUGUAAGUAUAGUGCUGCCGGGAAGGACCAACUUGUAAAACAUGUGUUAGCUUUGCACAAAGAUCAAUUAUAUGCAAAAGAUAAACUGGAAAAGGAAAAAUGUGAAAAAAGGAUAGUUAAGACUACAUCUGGACUUAAGCUUAUAUUAAGACGAUACAAAAUAGGAACAUCAAGAAAGACGCUUUGGAGACAAAAGAAGGAAAGCAAUGGAAAUGACAGCUAUGUAGAAAAAAACACAGAGGUGCUUAAAAAUGCUAAUAAAAUUCAGAUUAAAUCUGAAGAACAGAGUAAUGUAGGGGAGCAUUUGAAUGAAGAAAAGGAUGAAACCAUGUAUAUUGAAAAGCGGAGUCAGAAGCAAGAUGCACCAGAAUCAGAAACAAGAAAUCUCUUACCUACCAGUCAGUGUAGUAAACCUGAAGAAGGAUCAAGUUCUGGUUUUGGAUAUUUGAAGAAUGUUAUACAUGGACCCACGGUGCUGAUGAUGAAAAAUAAUAAAAUAACAGUUCCUGCCAACUAUAGUGCUAAAUUUAUGGGGUUCAAGAUGGUAGAUGGAAAACAACACAUAGUCAUAAAAAUAUUGCCUACCAAUAAAUCGAAUUCAUGUUCUCUGGGUCUUCAGCCUGAAAUAACAAAGGACAACACUACUGAUUUGCAGCAUCAGACAGCUAAAACCACUGGAUUAUCUUCAGGUGCUACACUGCACACAUCUGAUUUAAAUAACACAAUUUGCACUAGUACAUCUAAUCCAUUGUCAUUUUCUACUCCUCUGUUUUCAGGGAAUACAACAUCGGAAAAAGAAAAAGCUGUCAUGGCUCAAGCUAGGGGUAAAUCUCAGAUAGUAGGUGCUGAGAAAAGUACACCUCAUUUGUCAACAAAUUCAGAACUGACUGCAGCUCCUUUGAAUUUGACCACUAAACUUAGAAUAAGUAAUAAUGUGGGAGCAUGGGGAAGUUAUGUUACUAAAAAUCAUCCUCAGGUAUUGUGUGCCACAGGUAAGAACCCAGUUAACUUGGAAUCUAUUGAAAUAAAAUCUGUUGAACCAAAAGCACAGCAUAGUCGGAUGUUGAAUAACUCCAGUAUUAAUGAUCUCAACUAUAUGCCAUCCUCUAAUCAAGGAUCAUUACCUUUUCACAAUUACUCAAAAAUGGACAUUUUGGAUAACUCAUGCAGUAUUUCAGUGACAGCACAUGAAAACUCUGAAGAAUCUUCAGCAAGUAAAACAGCUAUACACCAGUAUAGUUUAAGAAGUGAAUCAGUCUCAUCAGUGGGGAGGAACACAAAUCCAGACCUCCAUCAACCAUUUCCAUCGAAGAUUUGUCAAACUUACUGCCCUUCAAACACUAAAGAUAUUUUUGAACCUUUAAAAAACCACUGUGAACUUGGUGCAGAAAUUUUAGAAACAGUACAAAAUAUUAACAUACAGAAUCCUGAUGCUAAUACAAAUCAAAACUUAGAGAAUGUUGCCGAGAAAUCAGAUUGGAAGGAUGACACUUACGCUGAUUCAUUCACAAUGCCUAAAAUCACAUCUGUUUUCUCACUACAAAGUAAGCAGGCCUCUGAUUUUUUGUCACCUGAAGAAAACCAGUUGUUACAAGAUGUAUUGAAGGAAAACUCAAAUGUGGGAAAAGACUCUGAUACAAAACCAAAUAAAGUAAUACAACUUUAUGAUGAGCCACUUUUGAGAAAUGAGGGAAAUAUUAACAUAAGUGAAUAUUUUAAAGAUUCAGAAACCCCAUGCACUUUACCCAUUUCUUUAAGUAAUGUGUGUACUGGUGUACAUAAAGAAUAUCUCAGUGCCAGCAACUGUACAACAAAUAAAGAAAUAGGUGGGGGGAAAGAAAAACAAGUACUAUCAGUACCAAAUGAUUUGGGAGACUUUGAGAAAAUACCCAAAACUGCUGGUUUUGACACAUUAGUUAAAACCCGUUCUGAUACUCAGCAGCUUAUAAAAAGCAAAGUACAAGCUACUUCAGAAAAUUCUAAUGGCCUGGGUUCUUUUCAUGUUGUCAGCCCACCAAUAAAUUCUGAACCCCCCAAGACAAUUUUAGUUCAGUCAUCUUCUAAAGGAUUUAUUUUACCUUUGCAUCUUGCUAGCAAAUCUGGAUUACAGCUUGUUUCAGGAAGAAGUCUUUCUUCAACUAAUCCAUCAGGUAUUUAUAUGUCUCAAGGUGUGCCAUCAUCUCUCCUUUUAAACAAGAAACCUGGAGUGGUUCUAAGGUUAAGUAAUGGAGUGCUUGGAAGUGUAGCCAACAUCACAGGUGAGAGUUCUCAAGUAUUUGGUGGAGCUGCUGCUAAGGAGCAAGACAAAAUACCUUCUGUAAGGGCAGAAUUGAAAAAGGAUAGUUCAGCAAAUAUAAUUCACUCCUCUACAUUUGAUAGUAGACCUGAUAUGACCAUUAAUUCAGAAAAUAGUAUGUCAUUUAAAGCAUCAUAUCUUAUUAGAAACUCAGCAGAACCUUCAGGGAAUAGAAUUUCUUCUCAAAAUACACUGCCUGGAUAUCAAGGUACUAAGUUACAUACUAUGGAUUCAGUGAAACAGCCAAAUGAAGCUCAGCAGAAACAAUCUCUUUAUGCUCUGUUGCCCGAUGGUCGGCAGGCAGUUCUCUUAAGAUGUGUUACUCCCAAUAAGUCGCAAAUAGGGCCAUCUGAUUUAUUACAGAAUAGCACUUAUGAGCAUCAAAAUCAUCAACCAAAGAAAACUGGAGCAACACAGCAAAAAAUACUGCUGAAAAUAAUUAAGAACCCUGCUUUUCAUAACGGUCCACCAGGAAAGAGUCCUAAGUCUUCAUUACAGUUAGAUAUCAUUCGAUCUCAUCAAACUUCCACAGCAAAGGAGAAACAACCCACUUCUUCCAGUGAUGCCUUACUCUUAAAAAAUAGAUUGACGCCAGCAGUCUCUACAGCAAUAUGCCCCAUACCUCCUCAAGGGACAGUGGGUACCACCAGCCCCCCAGAGACGGAGCUGUUGAAGUGUCAGACCGAGGGUUCAUUUGGGAGUGAUUUCAGUAACAGAAAGUCUACCAGGAGAAAGAUUUCAAAAACAAAAACUCAUGUAAGACAUAAAUCUUCUGAAUCUAUGAUCACAUAUAAAAACAGGAACUUUGGACCAAAAUGGAGAGGAAAUUUCCAGGAAUGGCCUAGAAAAAAAGUAAUGUUGCAUAGGAAGAGUAAAAGAAAAACUAAACCUGAAGAUUUUCAUGAUGUGUUAGACCUUUACAGACCAAGGUUUCCUAAGGACACAGUUAGGACUUUGCGACUUUUUCCUUUCAGUUCUACACAACUGGUAAAAUGCCCCAGAAGAAAUCAGCCGGUUGUGGUUUUAAACCAUCCUGAUGCAGAUGCUCCAGAAGUGGUAAACGUAAUGAAAAGUAUUGCUAAGUUUAAAGGACAUGUACUCAAGGUUUCAUUGUCAAAAAGAACAAUUCAGGCACUUUUGGAACCAGCAUGUUGUAACUUUUCUAAAGCAAUUAGUGAUGACUUUUCUGCCAAAAGGCAUAAAGUACUUAAACCUGUGAAAGAAAGAUUUGUGUUAAAAUUAACACUUAAGAAAACAAGCAAAAAUAAUUAUCAGAUUGUGAAAACUACCUCUGAUAAUACUUUGAAGGCAAAGUUUAACUGCUGGUAUUGUGGUAGAGUAUUUGACAAUCAGGAUGCUUGGGUGGGACAUGGACAGCGACAUUUAAUGGAAGCUACUCGGGAUUGGGAUAUGUUAGAAUAAUUUACCUUGAUUAUUUAAAAAAAUUACUUUAAAAGAAUCAAAUUAUGAUUUGCAGAUGUUUUCUAUUUCAGCAUAAUACCAGAAGUUAAGCUUUUAAAUAUUAAUUGUUUUUGGAGCUGGUUAUAUUUUAAUGGGAAAGCAGAAUUGCAGCAUUUUGAAAAAGCAAACAACAUGCAUGCGUUUUGAAUUUAUAGCACAGAUGUACUUUUUUUGGGUUUGUUUUUUGUUUUUGUUUUGCUUUUGCAAGAAUAUGUUCAAGAAGUUAGGUUAAAAGGAAAAAUUUUGAAAAGUAAAUCUUUUUUCCCCUUUAAGUUAUAUUAAAUUUAUUUGGGAAUGUAUAUUACAGUGGAGGUUGGCUCAAUACUGCUUUAGCUAUUAUCAGUCCUAUAAAAUCUGCUAAGUAUUUCCUCUGUGGGUCUAGCCUCCCACCAAGAAGCUAACAUUUUUCUUCUUAGUUUCCUUUCCAGGCUGCUAUUCUCAGUCUAGAUUACUCAGAGACUUCUGGCACAUAGAAGAGUAUAAUCUUUUAGGCAGUAUAGUCCAAUGGAAAGAGUCCUGGAUUUGGAGCCAGAGAUCCUCUUCUCCACUAUUAACUCUGCUGCAUUUAUUGUUUGUGUGACUUUGGGUAAGUCAUUCUGUACUUCUGUACGAGGAGGGUAGAACUGAUUUUGACCCUUGAGGUUCUUUUCAGCUCUAAUCUAUGAUUCUCUCUGAAGGAAAUAGAUUGAUUGGAUAGUGUAUUUGACUUACAGUUAAUUCAUCACAACUAGGAUACCAGUGGAUACCUCACUUUUGUACAAGAGAUGUCUCCGAAUAGAUAGGUAAAGCAAAUCAGUAAAUACUUUGCCUGUUAAGGUUUACCUUUCCAAAAUAAUAUCCUGUGAUGAGUGAAGGUUGACACUUUAGAGGGGCUACCCAGAGAUGAUUUAAAGGCUAGUAUUGGAUUGCAUAAUAACAAGGAAAUGUCUUUUUCGGUUCAAAAUUAAAGAACUUUGUUGCAGAGAUAGUGGCAGAUUUCUUUAGAUAAUUGAAUUUUCCAGAGUUUCCAGGGAACUCUUGUUCUUAGUGGAUUCUAAUUGUUUUUCUUCUGGAUGUAAAAUCUACAAGUAGGCACUUCUCAGGGAAAAAAUGUUUUUCUAGAUUUUUAAAAAAAAAUUUAUACAAUAGCAAUCUGGUAAUCUCGAAGCUCUGGAAGAAAAAAAACCCCAGUCCCAUUUCCAUGACUUACAAAACAUCAUUCUCAUAUCUUUCACACAUACCUCCAGUGAAGUGGCUUUAUUAAUAUUUAGAGGACUGGAAAUCCAAAGCAAAACAGCCAAUUGGUAUCAGAGAAAUAAAGGGAGAUAGCAGUUGUAUACAGUGGCAAAACUCAGGACCACUUUCUAGUGGAUGCCUGGAUAAGAACAUACUUAAAAUGAAGUUGCUGCACCGAAUAAUUAAAGAUAUAAAAUUUCUGCUUUAUAAAUGUGGUUUAACUUUUAUUAGGUCUUUGUAUAACAAAACUCAUCUGUAUUAUAAAAUUACAUGAUCUAAGAUUUUUUUUGUUACAUGGUUACUAUAAGUGUUAUAUAUUUUUAUUAUUGAUUGGAAUAAAUCUUCAGGGCUUUUCUUCUGUACAUAACUAAGAUUUUAGAUGUGUACAUAUUUUUGUAUAUGGCUUAUUUGCUAUAAAUCCUGCACAUAAGUUUUUUGGCCUAAAAAGUUUGUUUAUUUUAGUUCUGGGCAUGCACUAAUAAAACUGGUUGAAAACUUUAAAAAUAUAUACACAGAGCUUUUACCAGCAUUAUUUUCUUGGUUUUAAUUUUAGUUUUAUUAAAUUUUUUUUGUAAAUUUGUUUUUCAGGGAUAUGAACACUAUUGUUAGUAAGUGCCUAAAAGAUGUGAAACAGUUUACAUAUAUCAACUGUAACAAAAGGUCCAAAAUGGGCCAUUUCCCCAAGAGAUUUAUUUUAAAAAAGCCAUAUGUAGAUGCUUUAAGCUAUCUUGCUAUGCACAUGACACUUGUACUAUUUCUGUGCAGUUUGUCUACUUUCUUAGUGAAGUAUUUUUCAUAUAAAUAAAACCUGUUACAAUUGUGUUUAUUAAAUUGAGCCUAAGAAUGGAAUCAGUUGGAAACAUACAGUAUAUAUUCAUAAUGCAUAAUGGUGUUAAUUCAAGAAUGGUAAGCAUUGCUAAUUUCUGUAAUAACUUUCUCUUUAAUAUUAAAUUUAUCUUAAAUUGUGUUUACACAACAAUUUUAGUCUACUGUAUUAAUAUCUAAUGGCAACUUAAUGUUGUGCAUUUUGAAAGACUUAGUUUUUUUUUCAAUCUUUUAUGCCAGUACCCUAUAAAUAAUAAAGGAUGAUUUAAUUCUAAA
This is a messenger RNA of Sarcophilus harrisii (Tasmanian devil), 11942 nucleotides long. RefSeq names its product zinc finger protein 518A (gene ZNF518A). Gene Ontology annotation, biological process: regulation of transcription by RNA polymerase II. NCBI's taxonomy places the organism in Eukaryota, Metazoa, Chordata, Mammalia, Dasyuromorphia, Dasyuridae. Gene Ontology annotation, molecular function: RNA polymerase II transcription regulatory region sequence-specific DNA binding; DNA-binding transcription factor activity, RNA polymerase II-specific. The coding region runs from base 5052 to 9587 and encodes 1511 amino acids. The transcript has a single exon. Gene Ontology annotation, cellular component: nucleus. The record is from RefSeq and is a predicted model, not a curated record.